Athalia rosae (coleseed sawfly) is the source of this 3237-nucleotide messenger RNA. RefSeq lists its product as uncharacterized. NCBI's taxonomy places the organism in Eukaryota, Metazoa, Arthropoda, Insecta, Hymenoptera, Athaliidae. Bases 533 to 3073 code for a protein of 846 amino acids. The record is from RefSeq and is a predicted model, not a curated record. The transcript is spliced from 2 exons.
ACAUGACUUCAUCAAACUCAUUUUCAUGUUACAAAUCUCCAAGUAUUCGAAUGAUGAUGGCUUGCAUUUCGGUGAAUUGUUACCAGUCAUCCCAUGCAAUUCAAAAAUGCAAGACUGGUAUAAACAGCUCUGAAUAUAUCGCUGUCAACGAUCGAUAUUUCCGUCAUCCGGAUUUUCAUUUUGAAGUCAAUCUGAUCGUUUCUUGCAGAACGAUCGGAUUAUUUCUCAUGAAAAUGUCAUCGUUAACCCUGUAAAAUUUUCUGUGUCACAUUCAAAUGGAGUAUACGAUUUUUUCAACGUAUGCGGAAAUGAAUCAGAAGCAUUUCAAAUCACGGAAUUUCACAUAGGAGCGUCGAGCAUCUUACAGUGUCUUGCAUCACCUUGCAUAACCUUUCUGAAUUACGAUUAAAUCGGUUGGAAAAUGUCGAGUGAUUUAUGGCCACGAGCGAUUUUAGUUGAUCGGUCUCAAUGAAUAGUGUAAUAAAAAACAAAAAAAAAAUUGAGAAAACGUUCUAGGUUCUUGUAUCGUGAGAUGAAUAUUCACGGUAACGAUCCCCUGUUCUGGUUAGUCGGUGAUCCGGUCGACGGUCAGUCGAAUAUUGCUGACGAAGGAAAAAUUAUUGAAUUAUUCGACACUGGAUGUGAUGCGCGAGCACCUGGAGCUGCUCUUGGAGUGACGAAAAAUUCCGUUGUGAUAACCGACCGUGAUGUUACAGUUAGUAGGAAAAACUACAGUAUUCCUCCUGUUCGAAAGACUCUUGGUCCUUCGUUACAAAAACGUCGAGAUGACCCAAAAUAUCGAGAAAAUUCAAAGUCAAACAUCUCUGCAGGCGGUCGUACAAAAUCGAAAGUUGAAACGCUAAAAACUGGGGGGACUUCAUUUGAGACGAAGACAACAAUCAGUCGUAGUUGGAUGUCGGAAAAAUAUGGCAAAAAUAGCACACCGAAACUCAACUCAACAAUUUACAAAAUGGACGGAACACGUCAGGCGAGAGUCACUUCGGAUGCGUUUUUGAGUCCCAAAUCGGUUAAAACGUUCGUAAGCAGGGCCGUCGACAAAGACAGUCUUUCAAAUUGUUCCAGGCAGUUGGAAGUUUCAAAAACAUUUGAAGGAGAUUCUGAUUUACCUUCUAAAAUUGAUAAUAAAGAUUCAACGUUACCCAGUAGCUGCGGAUUAACAAAAGUACCGAAAUCAGACGCGAUCAAUAAAAUACUUUCCAGUAGAAAAUCCUACAUGGGUACAUCCCCCGUGACUUCUGAUGAGAAGGAAAUCAUUCGGCCUGAUACCGACGACGGAAUGGCUUUGAUAAAAAUUACGGGUGACACCGAUCAAAGAUUUUCAGACAAACCCCUCAAGAAUCCAGAAAUAAAUUCUAGAACGAAUUCCGAUGGAUUUCUUAAGCAGCGAAGGCACUGCGCGGACGGUGAAACUAUAUCCGAAAUCACUCUGAAUCAGAAUGCCGAUGGAACAUCCCAUAAGAAAUUGGCAGAAGAAAUAAAAUCGCGAACAAUACCUACCAAAAUCUGUACUUUUGGUAAUCCUCGAUGGAAAGGAAUUUCAGCUUCAGCUUCGAACAGAAGAAACAUAACGUUCGGCAAACUUCCUCAGUCCAGAUUCGGAAGCCGAAAUUCGUCUAUCGGUUGUAAUAAGGGGCAUCAGAUCAUAGAAGAGAAUGUCGUGAAACAAUCAGCUGUGCAUUCCAGAGACGUAUUUGACGGUAAAAAGUCUAAAUCUAAUUCUGGAUUGUUGACAAAAGUGAAGUUUGAUGAUCGAAAAACGGCCGCUACAAUGGUACUGAAUGAAAGGCCUUCCAUCGAUUUGGAUGAAGCAUCUGCACGUCAGUCCACCGUGAACAGAUUUAAUUGUAAUUCCACGAAACUUCCUCGGCCGAAGAUUUCGAUGAUUGCUCCCAAACUGAUGAACGAAUUCCUAAAAGAUUAUCAAGAAAACGAUUCAUCAGAUGAAAAGUUAACGCCGAGUGGACCGAAGGUCGAACUGAUUGAAGUGAAAACAGAUAUUUUUGGCACUGCCGAUCGAAUCAAGGGGGAAAACACUUUUCCAGAUCGAGUCAAGGAGACUUCAGUUUCGAAGACGUCCGAUAAUGAUGGGAUUCGUAUCUUUAAUAAGGUAGACAGAGAGAAAAAGAGUGAAGAUGUUGAACUGAAAACUGUCAAAACUCAAAACAACCACAAAAAACUGAUAUUAGAAACGUCAACUAGUUUCCGACUGCAAAAACCACAGAUGGCGAAUCAGAGGAGUCCUGUAAAAGCACCUAAUACUUUAUCACCUUCGUUCUCCAAGCAAUCAAAAGUCCCACGUCCCGUCACUAUACCGACGCGAGUCUUUCGCGUUCCGAAACCUGACCUUGCUAAGGACAGUGGGCGUAAUUCGUCAGCAAGAACGCGGCCUGUCGAAAAAGGGUCUACGACUCGUCAUGGCUUCUGUAGUAAAAGUAAUUCCGAAGCAGUAAAAAAUGAAUCCACGUCUUCGACUCAGGAUUUGGAAUCGAUAGAAACUUUCGAAGUUGAGCGAGAAGAUGGUAAAGGACGUUCCACCGUCCUUGAAUCCACGGUCAAGGUCCCGAAAAAUGACGAAGACGAGGAGUUGAUCCCGAUAAUGAACUCUGCGGCAUUUUAUAACAACGUCGGAUCGCUUGCGACGCCUUAUCAAAAGCAAAAGUCAAAUAUUUGGGAACAAUUUAAUCAGAUCCAGGAAGCUGGUCCGACUAAUACUGGAAAAAUGAGAUCUUGGAUCGACGGACACGAACAUGCGUAUCUCAGGGGAAGAGCGAUCGGUAUGAAAGUAGCGAUAAUGGCGAAGGCAGCGAAGCAGGAAGUGAAAAACAAGUUUAUUAGGAGUGGACUUGAGAGUUUGAAGCCCGUUUCACAGCCUGAAAUGUCUCAAGAGAUCAUUGAUAUUGGUUUGUCGGUUAUCGAAAAAGUAUUAGCUGAAAAAGCGAGCAAGUUAAAUCCGCCAUUGGUAGGCAGGCGUGAUUCACCGAAAUCAGAAUAUAAACCAGCUGAAUUUCAAACGAUCAAUGAUCAGUGGAACAAUACACAGUGGCUUGUAUAAAUUUGUCUUCCUGAUUUCUUCUUCUGUCAAUCGUGACAGCCGAGGUGAUAAUAAAAUUGUAACCAUGGCAUUAUCAUAAAAUGUUGGUAAUUCUGUUCAGGGUGUUAUACACCGAAUAUUCCUGUACAAAAAAGUGCUUCUAUCGAAAUAAGUAUUUUACAAAU